AUGGCUGAAGAUAUGAUCCCUGGGACAUUAUUUUUCAACUUUCCCGGUUCUUCUAAAAAUGAGCCACCUCCCCCUGAGCAGCCCGCUUCCGAAGAUGCUCGUGCUGGCGACGCUCCUCCUGACGACGCUCCUCCUGAAAACGCGCCCCCUGAAGACAAUGUUCCCGAAGACGAUACCGUGGAAAACCAAACGUGUGAACGAAUGGAUAAAAGAGAAUUCUGCUUUCAGGUUUCCGCAAAACAUAUGAUGUUUGCCUCCUCAUUUUUCAAGAAAGCUCUCACCGGCGCUUGGAAAGAAAGCGAAACCUAUCAGCAGAAAGGCUCAGUUGAGAUUACUGCGGAUGGUUGGGAUUCCGAAGCGCUCCUCAUUAUUCUUCGUGCGAUACAUUGUCAAUACAACCAAAUACCAAAAAAGGUGACCCUAGAAAUGCUCGCUAAGAUUGCAGCUAUAGCCGACUACUACGAUUGCAAAGAUGUUCUUUACAUAAUGACAGAUAUAUGGUUCGGUUCCCUGGGCGAAAAGGCUCCGACAAGUUCACGAGACUUGGCUCUCUGGCUGUGGGUCGCUUGGUUUUUUAAACUCCCAAAAAAGUUCUCAGAGUACACUUCACUUUUAAUGUCACGGAGCGAUGAUUUGAUUGGUUUCCGGGGCCUUCCAAUCCCCGCUAGAGUAACCGGUAAGGGAAGAUGUAUCCGAAAGUUGUAUGGUUCCUAA
Messenger RNA from Penicillium malachiteum, 714 nucleotides. Its product is annotated as BTB/POZ domain-containing protein. The record is from RefSeq and is a predicted model, not a curated record. NCBI's taxonomy places the organism in Eukaryota, Fungi, Ascomycota, Eurotiomycetes, Eurotiales, Aspergillaceae. The transcript has a single exon. The coding region runs from base 1 to 714 and encodes 237 amino acids.